AUGUGCCUGUUACGUUAAGACUCAGUUGUUUUGUAAAUAAAAUGUGAAAAAUCCAACCGAAAACCCCUUAAAGAUAAAUUAGCUUAAAAUUUAUUAAACCAUAUAGUUGAUAAUGUUGUGCUUAGUACGCUUAGCUUCCCCCCUGAAAUUACUGCCCAAAAGUUUGGAGCUGCCAUCUUCUGCUGCCGCCUGUCUGCUGCACACCACUCCAUCAUGUCACACUUUUUGGGAACGCGAAAAGAAAUCCGGCUACAAAACAGCUUUGCCGCAGCCUUCCAAGAAAAAUAUGAUUCUUGAUGGUCUUAAGGAACUCAAAAGUGAAAUUAAUAUGUGGAAGGAAGAAAUGAAGGAGAAAUUUGAAUCAGAUCCUUUGCUAGUAUUCAGACCGGGCGAAACCGAUAUUGUAUUUAACUUUAAAGAUAAAUCAUCUAUAGACAAAUGGGUAGUAACCACUGAUAUGGAUCACAAUGAGGGUAAAAGUACGGCCACUUUACAGCUGAGUAAUGCAGGUGCUGGACUCUUUAGUGGCGAGGUUAAUUCGGAACACAUUAGGGAUGGUGUGAUCAAGAGGACUGGUUAUGCCAAUAUAAGAACCAAAAGAGUUAGGAAAUCUUUUAAACGUGAAUCCACCUACGAUUGGAGCCAAUACAACAUGUUGGUUUUGAAGAUACGAGGAGAUGGUCGCAGUUAUUUAAUAAAUCUGCAUUGCGAGGGCUAUUUUGAUUUAAUGUGGAAUGAUGUUUAUCACUAUGCUUUGUACACCAGAGGUGGACCGCAUUGGCAAAUUGCCAAGAUUCCCUUUUCGAAAUUCUUCUAUUCAUCGAAGGGUCGCGUUCAAGAUCGCCAACAAGCCAUACAAUUGAAUCGUAUUACUCAUUUUGGUUUUUCAGUGGCUGCCAAGAAUGGUAUGGAUGGACCUUUCAAUUUAGAAAUUGAUUAUGUUGGUCUAGAAUUCGAUCCUAGUCACCAUGAAGAAUUUGCCUAUGAAAUGUAUAAUACACCAAAAUACAUUGUGGCGACGUAAGUUGAUGGCUUUUGAAAUUUCAAAUAAAUGUUGGAGAAGAAAA
This is a messenger RNA of Stomoxys calcitrans (stable fly), 1067 nucleotides long. It is a transcript of the gene CIA30, whose product is annotated as complex I intermediate-associated protein 30, mitochondrial. Gene Ontology annotation, cellular component: mitochondrion. Gene Ontology annotation, biological process: mitochondrial electron transport, NADH to ubiquinone; mitochondrial respiratory chain complex I assembly. The transcript has 3 exons. The record is from RefSeq and is a predicted model, not a curated record. The coding region runs from base 113 to 1024 and encodes 303 amino acids. Lineage: Eukaryota; Metazoa; Arthropoda; Insecta; Diptera; Muscidae.